AAAAAAACUCCACCCGGGUUGUUCUGUUGGACCUCCAGUCAUCGUUUGAGGGGAAAGACGAAACCUCAGGGCAAACGGAAGGAGAAACAUUAACUAAAGAGGCUGAAACUGAGAGUGAAACCACAACAAUCAAAUCACAAACAACAUCUAGCCCGAACAAGACAUCACCAUCAUUUAAAGUACCGCCAGGCUUCCAAAAUCUAGACAACAGGAGUCCCAUUUUGCGCCUAAAACAUGUAUUUGUACCAGCAGGUGGGUAUCAGUGUGAGCAGUGCAAUCAGUCCUUUCCCAAUGUAUCGCAGCUUAUGAAACACAAACGGCAGCAUGAAGAAGAAGAGAGCUCCUUUAUCUGUGACAUCUGUGAAAAGCAUUUCAAAAGGCAGGCAGAUUUUACCGGGCACCAGUGUGUCCACGAGCCUUCCUUUCCAUGCAACAUGUGCGAUCGAUCUUUCACGACAAGCCAUAACCUCAAGCGUCAUAAACUGUUGCAUGUCAAAGAUGGCAGGAAGUGCGCCAAGUGUGGCGUACUGUUCUGUCAGCGCCAUAGCCACAUCGUGUUCCUGCCGUUGGCUGACUCUGUAACCGAGUAUGAAGAGGAGUCCACCACCAUCGAGCCUCAACAUUUCGACAGUGACUUGAUCCCUGAAAGCCAUGUGCUGGAGAAGCCUGAGCCAAGCCGGACUGCUGACCUCAUCUCUAUACCGUUGUUUCUAAAACCUUCUUCUUUGUCACAUCUACCCCCGCCAGUUCCCAGGUUCUCAAGGAACCUGCACAGCUAUCCUGCAACGCAUUCGCCCUUUCCUCCCCAACAUCCAGAACUACCCCCCGCUCUAAAGCUCUUUUCACCACAGUACCUCACCUCAGCAUUACUUGAGGUUGAAAGAAAUUAUGAAUAUAUUUUAAGCAAACCAAGUGAUUGUGAGAAGAAGAAGAAUAGUGUAAAGGAGGAAAAAUCGUCUGAUUUCCCCAGAUGAGCAAAGCGUUGAGCAUUGUAAAAAAGGAAAUAAUUGCUUACAACCUGGAGGGAGUGUGGGGGGGUUCAGUGACUGAACUCAAUGCUGAUAUUUUUUAUUUAGUAACAGUUUUUCUAGUCAUUUGUUUUACCACUGUUGUUAGGUUAAUAACACUGUUCUGUAAGUAAGCAGAAUCUGUAACUGAUUGUAAAACUGUGCGGUUGGACUGUGGGCAAAUGCUCGUUGAUAUUGAUAUCACGAAUCUCAUUAUCUAGCAUCAUAUCUGACAAGAAUUGACGAUUAAUUCAGUUUUCAGUACCUGAGCUACCGGGAACCACAAAGAUGUGUUACCGACAAUGUAUGUGCACAUAAAGUUAUGUUGUUUUUUUACGCGUGUAUGUAAAUUUGGGAUAAACAAGUAGGCUAUUA
Etheostoma spectabile (orangethroat darter) is the source of this 1382-nucleotide messenger RNA. RefSeq names its product zinc finger protein 271. The coding region runs from base 306 to 974 and encodes 222 amino acids. The record is from RefSeq and is a predicted model, not a curated record. Gene Ontology annotation, molecular function: DNA-binding transcription factor activity, RNA polymerase II-specific; RNA polymerase II transcription regulatory region sequence-specific DNA binding. NCBI's taxonomy places the organism in Eukaryota, Metazoa, Chordata, Actinopteri, Perciformes, Percidae. Gene Ontology annotation, cellular component: nucleus. Gene Ontology annotation, biological process: regulation of transcription by RNA polymerase II. The transcript has 2 exons.